UUUUAUUUUUUAGAACGACGAAUUUCUUUAAUCAUGAUCGGGUGGAUACACGUCACACUGGCGGUAGUAUCUGCCGGGUUAUUCAUCCUCCUUUUCUUCUUCUUCCACCACCUUUUCCGCCACCCUAAACCACCGCACCCACUCGCCGGAAAACCGUCGAAAACAUUGUUCAAUUGGUCCGACAACCCUGCACUCAUCACCGACGCCGUCGAAAACGGGUGGUCACGUUUCGCUUUCACCGAAUACAUCUCCUCCUCAUCCGUCCGAUCAAACCGGUUUUCAUUAUGUGCUGCCGGAGGAGACGUCACCGGAGGAGACGUUGAUGACGUGGAAAUCAGUUGGGAAGUUUGUCAAGGAUCCGCAGAUUUCAUGCAAAAGAUCCGACUUAAUUCCGGGUUAAAUAAAACAUCUAAAACAACAGUUACAUCAAUGACGGCAGCUUCCGUUAUCAAAUCAGCGUUACCGUUACCGGGACCAGUGUUAACGAACUCAACGCCGUUUCCUCAAGAAGCGUAUUUCGAAAUUACGAUUUUGUCCAAUAACGAGGGUGAAAACGGAAGUGAUGUUAAUGGAAAGGGGAGGGUAAUUUCGGGAGAGGAUGAGAAUAUUAAGUUGAUUGAAGAGGAUGGUUUGAAUGAGAAGGAUUUGCAUGUCAAUGUUGAAGAGUUGAGGGGUCGAAGUUGUGCAAAGGAGAUAGUUGAAGGGCGAAAUGAGUUGGUUGUUAUGCUGUCGGUGGGUCUUUCCGGUGGAGGUUCUAUUCCGGUUAAACUUCCGGGCAGUUAUCCGGGAUCCGUGGGGUUUAAUUCUGAUGGGUCUAUUUAUCUGGAUGGAACUAAAAUCGUAAAUGAAUCAGAUAUUGAAAAAUGGGAAAGAACUGGUAAAGUGAUUGGUUGUGGUUACAACCCAAGCCAGAAGAAAGUUUUCUUUACAGUAGAUUCUAAACUUGUACACGAAAUCGAUUGUAAGGGAGAGGAAUUCGGGACUCCACUCUAUCCAACAUUAGCCGCGAAUAGUGAUGUUAUAGUGCUUGUAAAUUUUGGGCAAAGUAUCUUCAAAUAUGCACCUGCGAAUUUGCAAAGAACUCAAAAUCCUUGUUUCGUUGGACCUAUGGCAAAUUCACCAUCGUUAGGGUAUGAAGAUAGCAAAGAGCUUUUCUCAAUGGGAAGAAUAGAUUCACAAUGGUUAAAUCAGUCAACAACAAAAAGCGGGCCGUAUCUAGGCAAUGUAAAUAAAGGAAUGGCAAAGGAUUUUGAUGAGGCUUCUGAAGCUGAUUUGUUUGAGAUAGUGAUAGAGAGUGAUAGUUAUAAAAAGUCACCAAACAUACUCUCUUAGCGAGAAAAAUGUGUGAUAGUAUUUUUUUUAUAGAAGUCAAUUUGUUGUUGGCCACAGUGCCACAUACUCGGCAACGAUGUCAGCCGACACCAUUCAAAUUUGCGUUUUAUAUGUAUCGUAUAAGAACAAAUACGAGUGACACAAUUGUUUUUUACGAGCGA
Molecule: messenger RNA, 1493 nt
Organism: Helianthus annuus (common sunflower)
Lineage: Eukaryota; Viridiplantae; Streptophyta; Magnoliopsida; Asterales; Asteraceae
Exons: 2
Coding region: 34-1332 (432 amino acids)
Biological process (GO): cell-cell adhesion
Molecular function (GO): protein binding
Source: RefSeq, a predicted model, not a curated record